CACCUCAUCAUCCUUUUCUCUCCCUGCCCCCACAGCAAAUCAUCCAGCCCCAUGCCCACAGCUACAGCGGCUUCGACGGCAUCCGCAACGUCCGCGACCCCUACGACCCCUGGAACUUCCGCAGCGAAGACGGCACCGGCGACCUCUUUGACGAGCCCAGCUAUCCACCCGAGCUCUUCCAAGAUCCCUACGCCACCCUAGGCAAGCUUACAUGGCUCUCCACCCGCAACUCCUCCUUACCCUUAUCCACUGCCGUCGAACUUGCCGACAUCCACGCCGUCCGCGCCUUGUUGAACAACCCGGACGCCAAAACCGCCCACCUCAACGCAUUCCACCCGGACACCGGCGAGGCCGCCAUCCACAUUGCCGCAGCUACUUGCCAACCAGACAUCCUCCAUCUCCUCCUCGCUUCCGGCGUCCAUGUCGACACCCCCGACCGUCAAGGAUGGACGCCCCUCAUGUACCUUGCAUGGCAUUCCGCCGAGCCACUUCGCACUGGCCGAGUCCCACCUAGCGCCCUUCAAGCAUGUGCCCAAAUCCUUCUCGACCAUGGCGCUGACCCGCUGCUUAUGUCCCCACCCAACCCUCGCAGCGAAAUUCGCGACUGGCGUGGCAACAGCAUCGACUGGGCUUCGCUCGCAUGGAAUCACCUCUUCCUCCGCGCCGUCCUUCCACGCUUGUCUGGAGAUGCGCCCCUGAAGGAAGACCUAAUCCCACCCCCCGCAGACCCAAAGAUCGCUUUUGCCCCUCCACAGCCACCCCUUGGCUCACGCUUCGUCAUGGCCAGCCUCCACGCCUUCGGCCGCCGCACUGGCCAUCCCCGCAAGAUGAUCAUCAGCAGCGCCGAGCCUCCGUUCGACAACCCAUCCCGCGCUGGCGACUAUUCCUGGGAUUUCAGCGGUUCGCGCCUCGUCAAGGCUGUCGCUAACUCAGACGGCAACGCCUUGCCGUUGCAUCCCACCAACGACGACCUUGCGUACAGCAACAUUGCCGAGUGGGAACAGACGCUGGAUGCCCUGCUCGCCGGCGGUGUCGAGGUCCGGCUGCUGGAGGAGCUCUGGAAUACGGGUCACUUCAUCGUCCCAGCCCGCGUCGCCCUCCGGCUGCUCGAUGCCAGCAACGUCGACGUGACCCAGGAUGUUCCCUUCCAGCGAUCUCAGAGGAAAAUGGCAAACGGAGGCUCGCUCGCCGCGCGUUUGGUCGAGUCCGAGCUGUGCUCGGCACAUGCAGAAACAGUGCUACUCCUCCGCGGAUUGAAGGAACGCGGUGUGGACAUUGCCGACGCAAGGCUGCUGCCCACACCCAGCGGAGACUUCCCUCGUCUCCAACCACCGCUGAGGGUCUUAACGCAGGCAGUCGCAGAGCGCGCUGCAAAGGAGUACGAGGUCCAAGCUGCGAAAGACGGCGGUGCAAGCGCGGACGCUAUUGCCGAUGGCAGGUUCGACACCUUCAACUGUGUGCACGAACAAUCGAUCCCGAUCCUAGCGCUUGCAGUGGCAACUCUGGAUCCGGACAUGAUCGACUAUCUCAUCAACGAGCUCGGCGUAUCCACCUCGCCGCCCUCACAUUUCCAGUGGGCCGACUUCUUGCCUUCGCCCAAGCUCGUGCCGCUCUGGCCGAUGCACACUGCGUUCUGCCGUCACCUGCUCCCUGGUCGGCCAUUGGAGGACAAGUACUUUGCCGAGUUCCUCCGCCGACGGAGCGCAACCUGCGCGAAGCUAGACGCCAUGGGCCUUAAAUAACUUUAGUCCUCACAGGCGCAAGCGUUCCGCAGUCCAAAGGGCCCUGGCACGUCGUUUGUGCCUUCACGUCUUUCACCGAACGUUGCCCAUUUGACAAAAUUGUAUUGUCGUGUAUGAAAAGAUCACGCUGUUACCGCAAGUCCAACCUGAC
Tilletiaria anomala UBC 951 is the source of this 1893-nucleotide messenger RNA. RefSeq lists its product as uncharacterized. The record is from RefSeq and is a predicted model, not a curated record. NCBI's taxonomy places the organism in Eukaryota, Fungi, Basidiomycota, Exobasidiomycetes, Georgefischeriales, Tilletiariaceae. The annotation marks the transcript as partial. Gene Ontology annotation, molecular function: protein binding. The transcript has a single exon.